GCCACCGCAAAUAGGAGCAGGACGCACAUCGAAGCUCGUCGAUCACGGGGCUUUGCAGCCGCCACCUGCGCCCUGUGGAAGCAAGGGCUGCUUCUCGUGGCCACCAUCUGCAGCGUCCGGCGCCUGGACCUUCGGCGAUUACACCCCUCGAAGCAGAAUGUAGGUCUGUUAACUUGAAGCCCCGUCGAGUGUUAUAACAAGCCAAGUUGGUGUGAUUGCCGCAUAUCUAACAGCGUGGCGGUUCGAGAUGGCGUCGAUGGCGACGGAGCUGCGCUCGAUCAAGGGCAAGCUGGAGAAGGCCUUGGCCGCGGAGCCCGAUCCGUUCAAGUGGACGAGCGAUGCGUAUGAAAAGGUGAGCACACUCCUUGAUGACGCGCUGGAGAACGACUUGGGCGACCCGCGUGACCGCAAUGGCGUUGGCGCGACAACGAUCGUUCAGGCCGCGCACAAUGCGUGCAUCGUGUACGAGCGCCACCAGAUCAAGCUGGUUCAGGCGCGCGCGCCGAGCCCCGACGUCGUGCGCCUCUGCAACGGCAAGCAAGUCAUUGGCGACGAGUGCUUGCGCAUUCUCAACGGCCUCAACGCGAUGAGUUCCCAGACGUUUACCGACGCCGUCGUGUGCCCCGAGCUCAAUGGCCCGAUCCUGGACAACCCGCGCAUUGACAUCAUGGCGCGCGACAUGCGCGCCCGCAUCAUCAAGAUUCGCAUGGCGUAUCGGCGGAUUGAUGGUCCAAGUCGGCUCGAGGAAGGGCUGCGUAUGACAGCGGAAGCGACGCGGGACUUUGCACUGCUCGAGGCCAAAGUCGGGAGCGAGGUCGAGUCGCGCCAGCGCGCCGAGGCCGACGCGCGCAACAACAUGGAUCGCACGUCCUCCGAGCGCAACUCGGCUGUCUUCAAUACAAUGCAAGCGCAGCGCAGCAGUCGCAAGAACGUAGCCAAUGCCACGGCCGCGCGCAAGCAAAUAGCACCGCGCGCGAGCUCGAGCAUUGAAUCGCUGGACCUUCAGCACCUCUUGGCGUCGCAACUCGAACAAACGACAACGUCUGCGGGCCUCACGGCACCCGUCUAUGGGAUUCCCGAAGAGGACCGAGGUCGCGAGAUGGAAGCAUUCGCGCAGUCGCUCUUCAUGGACGACGAAGCCGAUGCUAGUGGCAACCAGAUGCCAAUGGUAGCAGCGCCGAUGGAAGCGACGCCUGCGGGCAUCGAUGUCAAGAAGGAGCUGCCGUCCAAGCUCCGGGCCAAGCGCGAGGAGCGCGAGCGCGAUCGGCGCAACAAACUGUCGCGAAAAGCCGGCGAACCUGACGACGACGUAAGUGGCAACAAGCACGCCAAGAUGGUCGAUCUCACGGCGUCGUCGAGCAAGGCCAAAGACAAGAUUUUACAUGGCCGGCGGUCCAAGCACUACAAACUCAAAAACGAAGCCGACAAGCGCCGCCUCGACGAGGUGAGUCGAGCGCGGGCCGACGUUGAAGAAGGCGACGACGACACGGACGAUGAAAAAGUGCGGCGGGCCGAAGCGCGCAAGUUUCUCAUGAAGUACGACGGCGACAUUUGGAGUGCGACCAAAACGGGCAAACUGGACGUGCUCCAAAAGUACUUUCUCAUCGAGUCACCGGCCAAACUGCUCGUGCUGCACAACCGCGACGUCGACGAAGGCCGGCGGACGCUGUUGCACACGGCUUGCUGGUCGGGCCAUGUGUCUGUGGUCGAGUACCUCUUGCGAAUGGGCGCCGACGUCGACGCGGUCGACAGCGUGCUCAGCAAAACGACGCCGCUCAUCGAGGCAGCGCGCGCCGGGCGACUCGACGUCGUCAAGCUUCUUUUGAGCGAGGGCGCUUGCGUGAGCCACCAAGACUUUCACGGCGACACGCCGCUGCACUGGGCGGCCCGUCGUGGCUGGAACAGUUUGGUCAUGCACAUGGUGCGCUUCACAGAGCAAUCGACGCCCGGUAGUGUCCAGCGCCUUCUUUCGAUCGAGAAUUACCACGGCUACAUCUGCGUCGAAGUCGCGCCAACGUCGUACUUGUCGGACAUCAUUCGCAAAGAGUUUGCAUUCGUCAUGGCUGCGUCCCGGGACCAGCGGCGCGCGACGCGGCAGCAUGGCCUCACGCGCAUGCGACGCGCGUCCAUGCAUAUUGUGGCGCCCAAGAGUCUGCACCCGUCCGCGUCGAUGCACGACGUGGCGUUCGAGAACGUCAUUGACGUCAAGGCCCAAGUGCUCCACGACCUCGCCCAACUCGGUCUCAACCUCAACGCGUACUCGUACUCGCGGGCGUAAUUGAGAGCUCUUGAAACCACGCCA
Molecule: messenger RNA, 2302 nt
Organism: Saprolegnia diclina VS20
Lineage: Eukaryota; Oomycota; Saprolegniomycetes; Saprolegniales; Saprolegniaceae
Exons: 12
Coding region: 248-2278 (676 amino acids)
Molecular function (GO): protein binding
Source: RefSeq, a predicted model, not a curated record